AUGGAAUUUUCCAGCGAGAACAGCCAAAACUCGGCUCCCGGCAGCGUCCAAGCUGCUAAGCUCGGCGGAUCACGCAAGGGACCCGAUGCGCAGAGCGUGACGAAGAGACUGCAAACUGAGCUUAUGCAGCUCAUGACGUCUCCCGCGCCUGGCGUGUCCGCCUUCCCGUCGGCGGACGGCAACAUGCUGUCGUGGACUGCCACCAUUGAAGGCCCCGACGACACGCCCUACGCUGGACUCACGUUCAAGCUCUCAUUCGCGUUCCCGUCAAACUACCCCUACGCGCCGCCGACGGUGCUCUUCAAGACGCCCAUCUACCACCCCAAUGUCGACUUCUCGGGUCGCAUCUGCCUCGAUAUUCUGAAGGACAAGUGGACGGCCGCGUACAAUAUUCAGACAGUACUGCUGAGUCUGCAGAGUUUGCUGGGAGAGCCGAACAACGCCUCGCCUCUGAACGGAGAAGCCGCCGAGCUCUGGGACAAGGACUUCGAAGAGUUCAAGCGCAAGGUAACGGCCCGUCACCGAGAUGUGGAUGACGACUGA
Molecule: messenger RNA, 543 nt
Organism: Pseudomassariella vexata
Lineage: Eukaryota; Fungi; Ascomycota; Sordariomycetes; Amphisphaeriales; Pseudomassariaceae
Product: ubiquitin-conjugating enzyme
Exons: 3
Coding region: 1-543 (180 amino acids)
Source: RefSeq, a predicted model, not a curated record